AUGGUCGGUAGCGGCGCAACGCACGGCAACAUGGCUAGCCUACAGCAGACGAUGAACGGCAACACUGCGGGCGUGGGCGGCGGAGGAGGAGGCGGCAACGGCGGCGGCGGUGCCAGUGUUAGUGACUUUUACGUCGGCAAGACUGUUUUCAUAACCGGAGGCACGGGGUUCAUGGGCAAGGUGCUGCUGGAGAAGUUGCUGAGGAGUUGUCCGGGGGUGGCGAGGAUUUAUUUGCUGAUCAGGCCCAAGAGGGGGCAGGAGGCGCAGGAGAGGUUGCAGCAGCUGCUCACGUCACCGCUGUUCGACCCGCUGAGGAAAGAACGUCCUCUGGAUCUGGGCAAAGUGCACCCGAUCCAGGGCGACAUCACGCAGAAGGAACUGGCGAUAAGUGCCAACGACCGCGCGACGUUGUCGCGAAACGUCAACAUCGUUUUUCACAGCGCUGCCACUGUCAAGUUCGACGAAAAGCUCAAACUAUCGGUCACGAUCAACAUGCUGGGCACGCAGCGUCUGGUGGAGCUCUGCAGGACCAUGGACCAUCUGGAAGCGCUGAUUCACGUGUCGACAGCCUACUGCAACUGCGACCGUUCGGAAGUGAAAGAAACGAUCUACGCGCCGACGAUAGGUCCCGACCAGAUCACCAACCUGGUGGAGAUCCUCGACGAGAACAUGGUCGACUCGCUCACCUCGAAACUGGUCGGCGACCGGCCCAACACGUACACGUUCACAAAAUCGCUGGCCGAGUGCUGGCUCAAAGAGAACAAAGGCGAUUUGCCGUUAGUGAUCGUCAGGCCCAGUAUAGUGCUCAGCACCAUGAACGGCCCUCUCAAGGGCUGGGUGGACAACUGGAACGGACCUACCGGCAUCAUAGCUGCCGCAGGCAAGGGCCUGUUCCGCACGAUGCUGUGCGACCCGGAAAUGACGGCCGACCUAGUGCCGGUCGACGUGGUGAUCAACCUGAUGAUAGUGGCCGCAUGGCGGAUAGGCACCGAGAAGCAGCAGCCGCAGACCUCCAGCACGCAGCAGCACAACGAGCUCGUGAUCUACAACUGCUGCACCGGCAUGAGGAAACCCAUCAAGUGGAAGACGUUCAUCGAUCUCUGCUUCAAGUACAUGAGGAGGCAUCCGUUCAGCGAGGUCACGUGGUAUCCCGACGGUACAGUCACCUCUUGCAGGUCCUUCAAUACGGUUAACAAGUGGCUGCUGCACUGGUUGCCCGCCUACGUGUUGGAUUCGUUCGUUUGGUUGGCCGGCGGAAAGCCCAUCAUGUUGAAAGUACAAGACAAACUGUCCAAGGCAGCGACGUGUUUGGAGUACUUCACGACGAAAGAGUGGCGAUUCGACGACGAAAACGUUCGGAUGUUGAGUUUCACGCUCAACGAGAGCGAUAAACAAGAGUUUUGCUUCGACGUUGCCAAAAUCGACUGGAAAAAUUACAUAGAGAACUACGUACUUGGAAUUAGAAGGUUUAUCUUCAAAGAAGAACUGGAGUCUCUGCCGAAAGCGCGCAAGCAAAUCUCCCGGCUGUACUGGUCGCACCGCAUCAUGCAAGUGGUGUCGGUGAUGUGCAUGUGGCACUUCCUGACCCUGCGCUACGCGCCGCUGCGCAGGCUGUGGAGCAACGCGCUGCGCCUGCUCAUCCACCUGGCGCGCGUGCUGCCGUUCGUGUGA
This is a messenger RNA of Brassicogethes aeneus, 1671 nucleotides long. NCBI's taxonomy places the organism in Eukaryota, Metazoa, Arthropoda, Insecta, Coleoptera, Nitidulidae. The record is from the annotation of a GenBank genome assembly.